GACAUUGUGUUUAUAUAUGCAAUUUUGAUACAAUGUUAAGAAAAAGAAAAGUGCAAUAUAGGCCAAGAACAUCAAAUCAAUCAACAGUCUAGAAUUAGAUUAAGGUGCCAAAUAUUUUAUAAAAGAAAUACUUAUUUCAGUCCAGCCCGAGAGGAAGACGAUGUUAAGGAAGACCACUCUUGUCAAGUCAAGUCACUGUCAUUUAUACUGCUUUAACAAUAUAGAUUUCACAGCUAUACAGUGAUAACAGAGAUUGUUUGGCUUUAAAGCAGAUCUAGAAUAAACUUCUGUCUAGUUUAUAUCUUUGGUGACGGUGACAGAGCUCCCGGUUGGUCAUGUGCUUGUGUUCUAGUCCCGUUAGUUGUGAGCUCAUGUUUAUCAGGUGUUUGUUUGUGCCAUGUGCUCCCAUGUCGUUUCCUGAUUGGUUAAUUUGCUCCACCUGUCCUCCCUCGUUUCCUGCUAACCCUAACCCUACAUUGUAACUAAAUCUUGCUGACUAAAUGUCUAUCAUUAGCUAUUGGCUAAUAAAUUCGGUUGGCUAAAUUUUGAGAUCACAAUAGAUGUGAAGGAUUAUCACAGGUGACGACGAAGACAGAGCAGCCAUCAAGAGUUAGACAGUAUUCUAGGUUAUUAGAAGGUCACCUACAGGGCUUCCACCUGAUCCCGCAUGUGUCCGCGGUGGUUCCGGAGAGCUGUCUGCUGAUCGUGGUGGGGCUGCUGGUCGGGGGUCUGAUCCGUGUGCUGGGCGGGAAGGUUCCGGUCCUCGACUCUCAGCUCUUCUUCCUGUGUCUGCUGCCGCCCAUCAUUCUGGAUGCCGGAUACUUCCUUCCCAUCAGGCCCUUCUCUGAGAACGUCGGCACCAUCCUGAUGUUUGCGGUGGUGGGGACGCUGUGGAACGCGUUCUUCAUGGGUGCGGUGCUGUACGGUGUGUGUCGGCUGGAGGAACGCCUGGCCUCGGUGGACCUGCUGUCGUGUCUGCUGUUCUCCUCCAUCGUCUCAGCCGUGGAUCCCGUGGCGGUGCUCGCCGUCUUCGAGGAGAUACACAUCAACGAGCUUCUGCACAUUCUAGUGUUUGGGGAGUCUCUGCUGAACGACGCGGUGACCGUGGUCCUGUAUCAUCUGUUCGAGGAGUUUGCGCAUGUGGGUGAGGUGACGCCGCUUGACAUGUUUCUGGGCGUUGUGUGUUUCUUCGUGGUAUCGCUGGGCGGAGUGAUGGUGGGUGGCGUGUACGGCAUUCUGGCGGCCUUCACCUCACGCUUCACGGCGCACACCCGUGUGAUCGAGCCGCUCUUUGUCUUCGUCUACAGUUACAUGGCGUAUCUGUCUGCCGAGGUCUUCCACCUGUCCGGCAUCAUGGCGCUCAUCGCGUGUGGCGUGGUGAUGCGGCCCUACGUGGAGGCAAACAUUUCCCACAAAUCCUACACCACCAUCAAGUACUUCCUGAAAAUGUGGAGCAGCGUGAGCGAGACUCUGAUCUUCAUCUUCUUGGGCGUGUCGACGGUGGCUGGGCCGCAUGCCUGGAACUGGACAUUCGUCACCAUCACCAUCGUCCUCUGUCUGCUGUCCAGGAUUCUGGGUGUGAUCGGUUUAACAUAUAUCAUUAAUAAGUACCGCAUGGUAAAGCUGAGUGGGAAGGAUCAGUUCAUCGUGGCGUACGGGGGCUUGAGGGGCGCGAUCGCUUUCUCACUGGCGUUCCUGCUGUCCAGUGACGACUUUCCCAUGAAGGACAUGUUCCUCACUGCCAUCAUCACCGUCAUCUUCUUCACUGUGUUUGUGCAGGGAAUGACGAUUCGACCACUCGUUGACCUUCUGGCCGUCAAGAAGAGGAAACAAAGCAAAAGUUCAAUAAAUGAGGAGAUUCACACUCAGUUUCUGGAACUUUUGCUAACUGGAAUAGAGGGCGUGUGCGGACACUACGGACAUCAUCACUGGAGGGACAAGCUGAAUCGGUUUAAUAAGCGUUACAUCAAGCGGUGUCUGAUCACUGGAGAGCGAUCGCAGGAACCGCAGCUGAUCUCCUUUUACAAUAAGAUGGAGCUCAAACAGGCCAUGAUGCUGUUGGAGAGCAACAGUUCAGCCAGUCUGAACACGGCAUUGGCCACACCACAGCACCGCAGCAGGAGGACGGUUAACAUCUCUAAAGAACGAGAAGAAGAAAUCAGAAAGAUUCUGCGAGCAAACCUGCAGAAGACGCGACAGAGACUGCGCUCAUACAGCAGACACACACUGAUGCCUGACGCUGCAGAAGACGACUGGAGCGAGACGCGGAUCAGGAAACAGUGCGUGGAAAUAGAGCGGCGGAUGAGCCACUUUCUGGGAGUUCCUGCUAAUCGCUCCGAGUCUCCUGCAGUGCGGAGAGGCCGCUUCGAGUCAGACAGUCGAGGUCAGACGGCCAGGCCGAGUAUCCUAGUGACGGUCCCCGGAGACCCUGAGAAGUCCGACGGAUCCGUUCAGACCCAGAACCCGGACGGUGUGCCGGACAGCCGAGGACACAAGCUGAGCGUGACGUUUGCUCUGGGUGUGCAGGAGCAGAACCUACCUCGGUGUUUGAGUGAUCCGGGCCCACAUAACCUGCUGGAGGAGGAAGAGCUGUUUUAUCAUAAAGACUGAGGAUCCUUGUUUGUUUGUAUUUUAUAUCUAUUUUAUGCAGUGGAAAAUUAUUAAACUAUUCUUUCUAGUGAUCUGAGA
Messenger RNA from Pimephales promelas (fathead minnow), 2688 nucleotides. It is a transcript of the gene slc9a1b, whose product is annotated as solute carrier family 9 member A1b. NCBI's taxonomy places the organism in Eukaryota, Metazoa, Chordata, Actinopteri, Cypriniformes, Leuciscidae. Gene Ontology annotation, cellular component: plasma membrane. The record is from RefSeq and is a predicted model, not a curated record. Gene Ontology annotation, molecular function: sodium:proton antiporter activity; potassium:proton antiporter activity. Gene Ontology annotation, biological process: regulation of intracellular pH; proton transmembrane transport; sodium ion import across plasma membrane.